AUGCGCAUCGCAAGACCUCGACUCCGAGUCUCUCAGGGCGAGUCAGCAUUCGCAGUAGGGAAUGCACGCUGGACAAAUCUAGACCUGGACCCGAUCGCCAAAGAGCGACGCAAAUGGGGCGUGUCUAGCCUCGUAGCAUAUUGGAUCUCAGAUGCCUUCAAUGCCGCAACCUGGCAGUUUGCGAGUAGCAUCAUUGCAGUGGGACUAACCUACCGCGAGGCACUGGGCAUCGUCGCCCUAUCCUUCUUCAUCAUGUCCUUCGUGAUCGCCGCCAACGGUGCCGUCGGCGCAAUAUACCAUGUUCCAUUCCCUGUGAUUGCGCGAGCCAGCUGGGGCUUCUGGGGCUCAUACGUUGCUAUAAUUUCCCGAGUCAUUCUGGCAGUCUUCUGGUUCGCCAUUCAGAACGUCAAUGGUGGGAAUGCCGUUCGCGUCAUGCUAGGCGCCAUCUGGCCCAGCUACCUGACUCUCUCAAACACCAUCCCCGAGUCACAAGGGAUAACCACCAACGGGAUGAUUGGAUUCUUCAUAUUCUGGCUGAUCCAAGUCCCAUUCCUAUGCAUGCAUCCCAACAAACUACGCUGGCUCUUCACCAUCAAAUCAAUACUAGUCCCAAUAGCCUGGAUAGCAAUCCUAAUCUGGGCAUUCGUCGCAGAGAAAGACGGCGGUGGAGUCUUCACUGCACAACCCUCCACCCUCCCCAGCUCAAAAUACAGCUGGCUAUUCCUAGCAAACAUGACCUCCGUCCUAGGAAACUACGCCACCCUCUCCGUCAACCAAUCCGACUUCUCUCGCUACUCCCGCGUCAGUCCCCGCUGGCAAUUACUCUACAUCCCCAUGCUCCCAAUCGUCUUCACAUUCAUCUCCUUCAUCGGAAUAGCAGCCUCAUCAGCAGGCCAAGCACAUUACAACCUCCCCACAAUCCCAUGGGACCCAACAGUCCUAAUAAGCCACUGGCCCAACCGAGCCUGCAGAUUCUUCGGCGCCUUCUCCUUCGCCCUAGCUUCACUGGGCGUCAACAUCUCCGCAAACUCCCUCUCAGCAGCAAAUGACUUCACAGCACUAGCACCACAAUAUAUCAACAUCCGCCGCGGCCAGCUCCUCUGCGCCCUCUUAUCCUGGUGUCUUGUCCCAUGGAAAAUCCUAGAAUCAGCAGGUAAUUUCCUCACUUUCAUGUCUGCGUAUGCUGUCUUCCUCGGCCCAAUCGCCUCAAUCAUGCUCUUCGAUUUCUGGAUCGUGAAUCGUCGUCGAUACGAUACACUAGCUCUAUACCAGCCUUCCAACCCGAGAUAUAGCUACGCAUUCACGGCAGGGAAGAAAAUAUCUGGUGUGAAUUGGCGCGCGAUGGUGGCGUUUAUAGUUGGUGUUGUGCCCAAUUUGCCUGGUUUGAUCAACUCAGUGAAUCCGGGUGUUGAUGUUGGGGUUGGUGUGCAUCCAUUUCAGUUUGGUUGGUUGUUGGGGUUUGUGGCGACGACGCUGGUUUAUCUUUUUUUGUCUUGGGUUUUCCCUGCGCUGGAGACCAGGAUUGAGCAUGCGGUUUUGCCGGAUGAGGUUUAUGAGAGGGGGUUGGGAUUGGAUGGGGUGGAUGAGUUAGGGCUGGGUGAGAAACAUGCUGUUGUUGAGAAGGUUUAG
Molecule: messenger RNA, 1629 nt
Organism: Penicillium salamii
Lineage: Eukaryota; Fungi; Ascomycota; Eurotiomycetes; Eurotiales; Aspergillaceae
Source: the annotation of a GenBank genome assembly